This is a messenger RNA of Marasmius oreades (fairy-ring Marasmius), 1101 nucleotides long. RefSeq lists its product as uncharacterized. The record is from RefSeq and is a predicted model, not a curated record. NCBI's taxonomy places the organism in Eukaryota, Fungi, Basidiomycota, Agaricomycetes, Agaricales, Marasmiaceae. The transcript is spliced from 8 exons. The coding region runs from base 1 to 1005 and encodes 334 amino acids.
AUGGAAACCGUUCACCUCGGACCCUUCGUUGUUCCUCGUAUCUGGACUGGCCUUUGGCAACUUUCUGGCAAUGCUUGGGGCAGCGCACCCGUUUCCAAGAUUCGAGAGGCAAUGAAACGUCAUGUCGACAUGGGAUACACAGCAUUUGCUGAUCAUUAUGGAAGCGCCGAGAUUAUCUUUGGACAGUUUCGCAACAGCCUAAGCUCGGAGUCUCCGCGUGUCAUUGGGGCGACCAAGUGGUGUGUUUUCAGGGAUAUCACCGUUGAUCGUGAGACGGUCAAGGCUGCGGUUUCCGAACGAUUGGAACGUAUGCAGACGGACCGCUUAGACCUUUUGCAGUUUCAUUGGCAGGACUAUACUAGCAAAGGCUAUCUGGAAACUCUAGAAAUGUUGCACGAUCUCCAGAUCGAAGGCGUUAUCUCCUCUCUCGGUCUCUGCAAUUUCGAUACCAUCAGAAUGGAUGAGAUCUGUACUCAGCUAGGGCCGGGAGUGAUCGUGUCGAAUCAAGUUCAAUUUUCAGUUAUUGAUACGCGUCCGCUCCACGGAAUGUCUGAUGUUUGUGAGAAACAUGACGUCAAGUUGUUGACUUAUGGUACGCUGUGUGGUGGAUUUCUGUCGGAUGACUGGCUGGGGAAACCUGUACCAGACCCGUAUUCCGGUACUCUCACGCCCUCGCAAAGAAAGUACCUUGAUAUGAUCGUGAAUGCGUGGGGUGACUGGGAACUGUUUCAAUCAUUGUUGCGUGUUCUUCGGGAUGUCGGAGCUAGGCAUGGCGCUGCUAGCAUUUCCAAUGUGGCUGUUCGCUGGGUCCUAGAUCACCCGUUCGUUGGCGCGGUGCUAAUAGGGGCUCGCUUGGGCAUAUCGGAACACAUCGAGGAUAAUUAUCGAGUUUAUGGAUUCAGUCUCACGGCUGAAGACAACCGAGAUAUUGAAGCGGUGUUGGAUCGCUCGAGCGGGCGCAGAAUGGUGACUACAGUUGGAGACUGCGGAGCUGAAUACAGGUAACCGUGUAGACAAUCAUUCAAGAGACGGCAAAAUAGCAGAAGCUUCCAUUGCUUACGUUAUUCAACCAGAUUCCAUACACCUUCUAAUUUAUUCGCG